AUGAACUCACAACACCUGUGCAUCCCUACAUCAUCCGCACACCUGUGCACCCCUGCGCAUCAUCCGCACACCUGUGCACCCCUGCGCAUCAUCCGCACACCUGUGCACCCCUGCGCAUCAUCCGCACACCUGUGCACCCCUGCGCAUCAUCCGCACACCUGUGCACCCCUGCGCAUCAUCCGCACACCUGUGCACCCCUGCACAUCAUCCAGCGCAUCAUCCGCACACCUGUGCAUCCCUGUGCAUCACCUGCACACCUGUGCACCCCUGCGCAUCAUCCGCACACCUGUGCAUCCCUGUGCAUCACCUGCACACCUGUGCACACCUGCGCAUCAUCCGCACACCUGUGCACCCCUGCGCAUCACCUGCACACCUGUGCAUCCCUGCGCAUCACCCGCACACCUGUGCACCCCUGUGCAUCACCCGCACAGCUGUGCACCCCUGCGCAUCAUCCGCACACCUGUGCAUCCCUGUGCAUCACCUGCACACCUGUGCACACCUGCGCAUCAUCCGCACACCUGUGCACCCCUGCGCAUCAUCCGCACACCUGUGCAUCCCUGCGCAUCAUCCACACACCUGUGCAUCCCUGCACAUCACCUGCACACCUGUGCAUCCCUGCACAUCAUCCGCACACCUGUGCACCCCUGCGCAUCAUCCGCACACCUGUGCUCCCCUGCGCAUCAUCCGCACACCUGUGCUCCCCUGCGCAUCAUCCGCACACCUGUGCUCCCCUGCGCAUCAUCCGCACACCUGUGCUCCCCUGCGCAUCAUCCGCACACCUGUGCUCCCCUGCGCAUCAUCCGCACACCUGUGCUCCCCUGCGCAUCAUCCGCACACCUGUGCUCCCCUGCGCAUCAUCCGCACACCUGUGCUCCCCUGCGCAUCAUCCGCACACCUGUGCUCCCCUGCGCAUCAUCCGCACACCUGUGCUCCCCUGCGCAUCAUCCGCACACCUGUGCAUCCCUGCGCAUCAUCCACACACCUGUGCAUCCCUGCACAUCAUCUGCACACCUGUGCAUCCCUGCAUAUCAUCUGCACACCUGUGCAUCCCUGCACAUCACCUGCACAAUAUCCACACACCUGUGCAUCCUUGCACAACAUCUGCACAAGAUUAGCCAAUAUUCCAGCUAG
This is a messenger RNA of Cricetulus griseus (Chinese hamster), 1131 nucleotides long. NCBI's taxonomy places the organism in Eukaryota, Metazoa, Chordata, Mammalia, Rodentia, Cricetidae. The record is from RefSeq and is a predicted model, not a curated record.